UCUCAAUUCCUCCUCAUCCCUCCGUCCCCGCUCGCCUUCCUUCCGCCCCCUUCUUUCCCUCCUCUUCCCUCUCCCACGCGCUACACCCUCCCAUGCUCUCCAUGGCCGCCGCUGCCGCUGCCGACGACGACCACCACCGCCACCGCCACCGCCUCGCCAACCCCACCUCACCCCCAUCAGGCCCUCCCGCUCCCGCGCCACCCCCUCCCCAGCCACACCCGCACCGCAGGAGGCUCCACAGCUUCUCCUUCCCAACCCUCAGCUGGGGCACGCACCGCCUCCUCCGCUGCGCCAACAACCCCGCCUCCUCGCCCCCGCCCCCGCCCGCCGCCCCGGACACCCCGUCCCCGGACAACGAGAAACCCCGCCCUCCCGCCGACGGCGCCGCCGCCGCGCCCCAGCAGCGGCCCUGGAACCUCCGCACCCGCCGCUCCGCCACCGUCGCCCCGCGCGCCUUCGGACCCUCCCACGACGCGCCCGACGCUCCCGCCGCGGCGCCGGACCCCGCGCGCCGUCCGGAGACCAGCAGCAAGCGCGGGUUCUCCGUCGUCCUCUCCAAGGACGAGAUCGCCGACGACUUCGCGCUCUUCCGCGGCACGCGCCCCCCGCGCCGCCCCAAGAAGCGCCCUCGCACCCUGCAGCGCCAGAUUGACUCGAUGUGCCCUGGAUUCUGCCUCGCGGACGUGACGCCGGACACGUACAAGAUCGAGGAGAGGUAACUGCUAAUGUGGUGGAGAUUCACGUCAUCGUCAAUUAGGAGGGGAUUCAGAUGUGCAGGGCUCUUUUCGUUUUCCGGUGAUCCGACCGUGUUUCGUUUCGUCCGUGAUGGGUAAAAAUGUCGGUUUCAUAGCUCGUUAGUCUGUUAUGGUGGAUGCUCUAGAGCAAGUCCAGUGUAGUAUCUCUUCUGAUCAUGUGUUGGGAUGUAGUUGGUGAGUAGCUAAAGUUAAGGAAUUUAGGUAUUGGGCUUGUAGAGAUUGCUAAUUGUAUGCAGCUUGUGAUCCUUAGGUGGUGGGGUGAAAUCGUCCUCCUAUGUACAUGGGUAUUAAUCUAUCAGGGUUUUCUGUAUGAAAAUUUGGAAAAAAAAACAGUUCAGUUCUGCUUC
Messenger RNA from Lolium perenne, 1102 nucleotides. RefSeq lists its product as uncharacterized. The record is from RefSeq and is a predicted model, not a curated record. Lineage: Eukaryota; Viridiplantae; Streptophyta; Magnoliopsida; Poales; Poaceae.